Thlaspi arvense is the source of this 4266-nucleotide messenger RNA. NCBI's taxonomy places the organism in Eukaryota, Viridiplantae, Streptophyta, Magnoliopsida, Brassicales, Brassicaceae. The record is from the annotation of a GenBank genome assembly.
GAGACUACACCUCUCUCUUUCUCUGUGUCUUCUCUCUCAAUUCACUUCUUCUCACAUCUUAUCCCAUAAAACCAUCGAAACUUGUGUGCAACAGAGUAUGAGCAAAUGGCUUACCUUUCACCUACUUCGAAUUUCAUCUCCUGCAAUGAGAAUUCUGAUCUUGAUUCGAUUCGGGCGAUCGUAGCUUCGAUCAGCAACUACAUUCUCUGCGUUAUAUCAGACCCCGAAGAAUGGAUUUCGCUUAAGCGGAAAUGCAUCACUAUGUUGAGCAUCGAAGAAGAGGAUACUCUGUUUGAAUUCUCCUCUGAACACUCUGCUCUCUCUAAUCUCUAUUGGGGAAUCGAGAGCAUCGAAGCUUCUAUACAACCCGAAUGCUCAGAGGAGAAGAUGUCUCGUCUGAGAAACUCAGAGAGGAUGCUUCAAAUGCCUGCGUUGCUUGAAGAACAAGGGACCACCACUUCAGGUGUUCCAAACACAAUCUUGGUUGCUUUCUCUUACUUUUACCUCUCCAUUGUAAGCUAUCUCCAAGGUGAUUCCUUGCAGACCACAUUGCAUUUUCUCCAGUCGGUUCUGGUCUCGCCGGAUAUUGUAAGAAACGACAUUGCCCCUGAACUCUGCGAGAGCGUUUUCUCCACUCCUAGUGUGUUUAAGUCAGAUGAAGAGCUCAGAGAGAUUGCAAGGAAGUAUAAAUACAGAGCAACUUAUUACCAGGUUAUGUCUUACGGAGAGUUUCAUCAGCCGCAUAGUGAUUGUACAGAGAAGCCGCUUCGGAGGAGGCCGAAGAAAAAUAGGCAGGAGAUAUCUGCGGCUAAGGCACAUUCAGUUGCAGAGAAGCUAGAGUUGUCGGAAACCUGUGAGAAGUUAUUGCAUUACCAGAACCUCCAGAGUGUUGAUUUGCAAGAGGAUGAGCUUAAUGAAAUCUUUGAAAAAAUCGAAGCAUCAAGGAAGAUUGGAAAAUCUGCAAACAGUUUCGAAGAUUCUCCAUGUUUGGAUUGGAACAUGCAGGAGGAAGAUUACAAUCCAAGAGUCAAGUGCCUCAAUGAAUUCUUGAACGAGUCUCAGCCAGAUCAUACGCCAAGCUCAAGAGAAGACAUUGGCACUGACACAUUAGCCAACUUCUUCUGUGUUUCCCGACAGAAAGCUCACAAGGAAGCAAGCAAAGCAUAUAAUGUAGCCAACGGAUCCCACAGUUUUGUCAGUGAUUUGAACCGUUCAGUUUUUGACAUUCAGGCCCAGCAAUCAGAUAAAAGUUGGAAUACCCAAAGAGAAGAUGCUUCUUCUUUGAGGCAACUAGAGUUUGAAGAAGUAUCAGCUUUCGGACAUAAAGGAUCCAUAACUUUUGAAGGAAUGAUGAGCAAUCUGCAUACCACAAAACGAGGAAAUGGAGUUCAAACGCAUUCAAGAAGAGCUCGGAGAAUGAAUUUAUGGGAGAAUCUUCAGAGCUUUAUAAAAGAAGUGCUAGGGAAUGACGAUGAGAAGUAUGUCUCAGAGGUUACAAUGAUCUAUCAAAUGCUGAACAGUAAACAAGGGUUCAAAUACAGCAUGCUCAAAGAUGUCAUUCUUGAUCAGCUUCUUACGGCUAUCUCUAGCUCCGAGGAGAAAACUGUGAUAAAGGCAUCGAUGACAGCACUUACGAAGAUCAUAUCAGUCAACGGAACAGCUCUCGAAGAGGUCAAGAGGAAAGGUUUAAACUUAAGCAGUUUAGCGAAUGCACUGAAACAAAACGUGCAAGAAGCAGCUAUUCUUAUCUACCUGAUAAAGCCAUCUCCAACAGAGAUAAAGAGUCUUGAGCUUCUACCAGCUCUUGUGGAUGUUGUUGCAUCAACUUCUUCUUCUUCUGCUUGUUACACGUGUAGACCUUCACCUCCUCUUUUGACGCCUCCUGCAGCAUCAUUGAUGAUAAUUGAAGUGCUUAUUACUGCUUUUGACCAAGCUACAAACACAGUGCACUUGGCUGCAAUCAGCUCUCCUUCUGUCCUCUGUGGACUUCUUGAUGUUGCAAAAAGUGGAAACUCAGGGGAAUUCAUCUCCUUGGCGAGUAUUUUAGUGAAGUGCAUGCAGUUUGAUGGACUUAACAGGAAGUAUAUCUAUCAGCAUACUCGAGUGGCUCCUUUUGCACAUCUCCUGCAGAGAAGAGACAGAGAAGAGAUUUUCAUUGCUCUUCAGUUUCUUCAUGAGGUCCUGAAGAUACCAAGGUCGUCAGCAAUUAAGAUUCUGCAGCAGAUAAAGAAAGAAGGAAGUUUUGACAUUAGGGAUACGUUAUUGCAGUGUAUUAAACAGUUUCAGGGAGAUCACAGGCUCUUUGCAGCAGAUAUAUUGCUUCAACUAAAUGCACUGGAUUCUCCUCCUGAGAGCAAAAAGUUCAGAAAUGAGGCCACGAGAGCUCUCCUCGAUGCAGUCACAAAUAGUGAAGGUUCAAAUGUGAGGCUUUUAUCAACAUUCAUUCUUUCGAAUAUCGGUGGAACUUAUUCGUGGAAAGGAGAACCAUACACUGCUGCUUGGCUAAUGAAAAGAGGAGGUCUUACUUCUAUGGCACACAUGAACAUGAUAAGAAACAUCAACUGGUCAGAUGAAUGUUUGCAGGAUACAGGAAUAGAUGCAUGGUGUUGUAAGAUAGCAAGAAGAAUUAUUGAGACAGGAACAGCCACGUUUUGCGGUUUACAAGAAGGGCUGAAGAGUAAAACCAAGAGUGUUGCAAAGGCAUGUCUUAUAGCCAUUGCAUGGCUCAGUAUAGAGAUUUCAAAAGGUCCAAAUAGUUUGAAAUAUUCAGCAUGCGAAGUCUUACUUAAUGAGAUAGCACAGUUUCUACACCCUGGUUCCGAGCUUGAAGAGAGACUUCUUGCUUGUAUAUGCAUCUACAAUUUCAGCUCUGGCAAAGGAAUCCACAAGCUAAUUAAUUUCUCGGAAGGAGUUAGGGAGUCUUUAAGACGUCUUUCAGAUGUGACUUGGAUGGCAGAUGAAUUGCAUAAAGCAACAUAUUAUCUAUUCAGCAAAUCAGACCAGCGCAUAUCUUGUGUUCAUACACAAACCAUAGAGAUGCAUCAAUCUGGAAGUGGAGCUGUAACAGCCCUUAUCUACCAUAAAGGCUUGCUCUUUAGUGGAUACUCCGAUGGUUCUAUCAAGGUGUGGAAUGUGAAUGAGAAACUAGCCACGCUUCUAUGGAACAUCAAGGAGCACAAAAGCGCCGUAACAUGCUUUUCAAUAUCUGAAACAGGAGAGAGUGUCUUAAGUGGAUCUGCAGAUAAAACUAUCAGGAUAUGGCAGAUAGUUAAAGGAAAACUGGAAUGUGCUGAAGUAAUAAAAACAAAAGAAUCAGUAAGGAAACUGGAAGCAGUCGGAAAUAUGAUACUUGUCAUAACCAAGGGACACAAGAUGAAGCUGCUUGAUUCAUCAAGAACAUCUCAAAGUAUCUUCAAAGGUAAAGGUGUGAAGAGUAUGGUAGCAGCACAAGGAAAGAUUUAUAUAGGAUGCAUAGAUUCAAGCAUACAGGAAUUAAUCGUCACGAAUAAACGGGAGAAAGAGAUCAGAGCACCAACGAGGAGCUGGAGAAUUCAAAACAAGCCCAUCAAUUCAGUUGUUGUGUACAAAGAGAUGUUAUAUAGCGCAAGCACACAUGUUGAGAUGUCUAAUAUAAAGGAUUUGAGAAGGAAUUAUGAGCCACAAAUGUCAAUAACAGCAGAAAAAGGGUCCCAUAUUGUAGCGAUGGGUGUCGUCGAAGAUUUCAUCUACUUGAAUCGAAGUUCAUCCGCAAACACUCUUCAGGUUUGGUUGAGAAGGACACAGCAGAAAGUGGGAAGGCUAUCAGCAGGAAGCAAGAUAACAAGCCUCCUUACUGCUAACGAUAUUGUUUUUUGCGGUACAGAAGCAGGAGUCAUUAAGGGAUGGAUUCCAUUAUAGCUACAAGUGACAAGGAUAUGAGGUAACCAUUACGUUUUCUACAAUCAGGUCAAAGUUAUGAUACAUGAAGACUCAUUUUCAUAUCAUCGUGGAGAAGUAUAUACACAGCUUAAAUUAGAGUGAAAUGAAUAAGCUUAAUGUGAUAAUUGUACAUGUGUUACAUAGCAUUAUAUGUAAGGUGUAGUUGAGUCGUCAUUUCCCUUGUGUGUAGAUAUACAAAGUAUUUAUGAUCUUCAAUGGAAUAUAUUCGAGUACCUUGAAUGGCUCGAAGAACGUUGUAAGAUAAAACCAAUGCCCUCUUAAAUCAUGGAUAUGUACAUUAAGCAUAUGCUUGCUACAUAUUCCAAAUUGUCAAUGUUUUGAAGUUAC